Molecule: messenger RNA, 5354 nt
Organism: Cyanistes caeruleus (blue tit)
Lineage: Eukaryota; Metazoa; Chordata; Aves; Passeriformes; Paridae
Source: RefSeq, a predicted model, not a curated record
CUUCCCGCCGCCUCCCGCAACAAUUACCGGGAGUGAGGAGCCGCAGGAGCCCUCGGCAGGCGCCGGAGCCCCGCUCCCGGCAGGAGAGGAUGAGGUGAGAUCACGGUCGCUUUGAGUCCAGUGAAGGCGCGGACAGCAGCAGGGCAGUGGCUGACUCAGAACUGCGGGAGAAAUCUACAGAAAGUUUCUUCCCCCUGGCAUUGCAGUACAGUCUACUUACUUCAGUAACCAAGUAACCUGCUGUGUCAGAAGUGUGGCUGGUUUUGUGUCAGAGGUGGAAAGGAAGCAGUUUCGAGGUCUCACCCAGAAAAUGAUGCGCUGAUACACCACCCUUCGCUAUGCUUGGUGUUUGUGUGCAGUGUGUAAAAAAACACAAGUCAACUCCAUCAUCACAAAACACAAUCAUCACUUAAUUGCAGUGAUGAUUCAGCUACUCAUAAAGCUCUGAAUGGAGCUGGUGAGCUCCAGAUCCAUGUGAGACACGUUGGCAGCUUACUGCAGUCUGGAUGUAGAAACAUCUGCACCGUGUGAUACCAGUUAAAUGGCUGCUCACAUGUUCCUCUGGUGUGUAACUGGGAACUCAUUUGUUGGUUUCUACUUUCAAAUAGCAAGGCUUUUCUUUAAAAGACUCAGUUUUAGUGCGGGAAGACACUGGCCUUGCUUUUAGAGAACCAGCUGACAGCCUCUCCUGAGCUGUCUCAGGCUUUAUUAGGAUGCACUGCAGUCGCUCAGGCUUGGGAGCAGAAAUUGUUUCAUAAGUAUGUGGUCUGUGUGCUGCAUGUGAAGAGCUUAAAAAAACAACACGAAACUACCAAACCCAAGAAAAGAAAUUUUUUUAGCACUUCUGCAGCAGCAGAGAGCUGGGAUUUUCCAACAGACAAUGAGGCAAUAGCUAGAGGUGGUGACAAUUCCUCUUUUAGGUCUCAUGGAUAGUCCAGCUUUUGCAUUCACUUUUUAUGCUGUCACAGCGGUCACUUCUAAGCACUUUUUCCGUGCAAGAGGUCAGUUUGGACCCAAGAGCCUAAGGAAUGCUUUAUACACAUUUGAAUUACCACUUCCUACAGACAGCGUGCUGGUAAAAGUCAUUUGGUACCUUCCAGGCACAGGACACACAGAGAGCAGAGCACACAGGCCCAGCCAGUACCGUUUAACUCCAUUUUAAGUCUACCGAGUAACUCUUACUGCUAAAAGACAUAUUUCUUGCAAAGAUAAACCUGCCUGUGAGAUCCUCCUGAAGAGCUUGUUGGCAGCAAUAGUCAGCUGUGGCUUCUGAGCUCCCACUCCCAUGCUUUCAUCAUAUUUACUGUCAGCCAGUCACCUGGAAGGUGCGUGGAGCAGCGCAGGGAGUAUUUUAAUGCCAGGGUGAAACCCAUUUGUUGGUGAUUCCGUGCCGUGAUUUCCCCCUUUUCUUGUUCUGAGGACUCUUUCCACCAUGACCUCUUUCGAGGAAGCCGAAACAGAAGAAACAGUGACGUGCCUCCACCUGACCUUUUACCACCCUGGCCAGGAUGAGAAGAUGAUGUUCCGCUGCCUGAAUUUCUGCAAGCGUGAGCAGGUCAGGGCGGACGACGUGGCCAAGUUCGGCCGCGAUUCCAGCGUCUGCCGCUACAACCUGAUGGACACGCGCGUCUCCCGGAUCCAGUUCUCCCUGCAGUUCUACAGGAAGCUCCAGGCCUCGGAAUAUGGUUUUGAGAUAAAGAACUUGAGCAAGAAAACAAAACUGACCGUCAACCAAACAGAACUGGGUUACUUAAACAAAAUCGACCUGCCCUGGAAGUGCAUCAUCUCUUUUGGGGACUACCAGAUCCUAGCAGAGAUUCAAGAAGGGGAGGCCAUGGAUUAUUUUGAGACCCACUUACACUUGGCUGAAGCACCGAUCCUACAAGAAAGGUGCCUGCCAUGCCUGCCAUCCCUGCAACCUAUACCCGAGAACGGCGUUUCUCCUUCCUAUUUUCUUUCCCAAGGCAAAAGCCCCACAGAGAUGGAUGAAAAUGAGCUGUGACAGCGGGGAGAAGGAGGCUGCCUCAGGUUCUGCGGCCUGCACAGCUUCCAGCGUGGACAGCUCUCACCUCAGCCCGCUGUUCUUGGUGCUGCUCACUGACUGCUGCACAUCAGUCUUCAUGGUGUUUUCAGCACAGGCAUUCCAGAGCACUGUUCCACAGAAAUGGAUCCUUGCCUUCACUGAGGCCUGAGGGCUGUCUGAUGCCCUGUGGGAGACAGGGGGGGUCACUCAAAUCCGUGGCAGCAGGUUCAAUGCCAGAAGUGUGGCCACGUGCCUCGAAGGGAUCUUUCACAGGCAUUAAAACAGAGCUUCGGUCCCAGCCAAGGGGUGACGCAAUGUUUUGUUGCAUGUCAUAGUUUCUGCUUUGCUGUGGACACCAAACUCCAAAAACAGUAUUUGCAAGCCUAGGUUGUAACUUGACAGAUUUUGCAACUUAGAAACACUUUGUCCUUUUAUGUUUUCAUAAGCUUCAAAGCAAGGUGGGUUUUUUUUUAUUUUUACUUACUGGACAUAUAUAUAUAUAUAUAUGUAUAUAUUUUUUGCAAGUUAACUUGAUACUUUUGCUUGUGAUGUAGACAAACAUGUAGCAUCAAUGAUCAUGGUCUAUAAAAAUUAAUUUUGUAAUAAAAGCAUUUUGUUCCCUAGUAAGGAUUUGCUCUAUUACACAGCUGCAGUCUAAAAGAAUUUUUGGAGAAUAAAAUGAUUUCCAGGACCAUCCAGGUAAGAGGUUCACUGUCACUAUUCCAAAAAUGCCAUUUCUCCAAGGUCAGAAUUUACUUAAAUACUUUCAGGAAGUUUUCUACCUCUAUCCUCUAUCCAAAUCUCUCUAAUAAUUUUCUUGUCUUGUAAGUAUUUGUCAGGUUAUUUCAGUCAAGUUUUUCUUUGUCAGGGGCUCAGCUUUUCAUUGGCAUUUGGCUUUUUUUUAAUUUUGUCAAGUACAUUGGUUCUCUUGAAAGACACACUGGGGAGGAGUUCCCCAUUUUAUCAUCCUUAAAUAUUAGGAUGCAUUUCAGCAUUAAUCAUUCCAAGAAAACCAUAAUUAUAACUGAGGGGAGGGACAGCUGAGAUUCAGGCAACCAACCACGAGCGAGGGAAAGCCAUGGGAGGGGCAAUGAAACUCAGAGACAGUCUUAUGUAGGAUUUGUCUGUCCAUCUCGUCAUGUUGCUGUGUUUUCCACCCCUGGAACCAACCAGGCUGUGGUUUCCAAACAACAAUCCCUUGCACAGCUGCAUCUGCCUGAGGUAAAGGCCAGCCAUGUAAAACACACAUUAAAAAAUGAACUGUCUGCUAUCACUACAUUGAUCCACCCAGCAGAAGCGAAUUUACACCAGGAAGGUUAUUUCACCUUGGAAGUGGGAGGGUGCAGCUGCUCAUUUCCAACAGGAGAAGGGCUCCAUGCUCCAAAUUCCUCAGGUCUUCUGUUACUGCAGCUUGUUUAGAGCUUCCCUUCCAAAGCAACAGGUCCCCAAAAGGGACACUGUGGGAUUCAGCAGGGCUCUGACGCGGCCACCGCAACAACCCAGCGACAGAUACACCACUGCCAAAUGUAAGACUUGCUGAAAAUUUUAAUGACUUUUAAAUUUUGUACAGAUAUGCAUUUUACAGUACCCUUGAAUUGUUUCACAUGAGCUGCUUAUAGAAUCUCUCAGUUUCUGAAACAUCCACAAAUACGGAGCAUCGCUUCAGAGUCACUCAGCGUGGCGCGCUGAGCGCCGCACGGGUUAUCGCGAACCGUGGCUACUGAACAUGCCCAUCACUGAAAAAGCUGGAGUCAGCCUCCUUUUUCCUAGGUGCUUGUUCAUCCUGAGGGCAGGACUGUCAGCUAAUUGACUUCCUCAAGGCAUGGUCAGGACAAGGCCACCUCAUGUUCACUGGCCAGGAAAAGCAGUGACCGCUGCAGGGGAGGUGGCAGUUUCGGCAGGUAAAAAACAUGUUAUGUACAUGUUGAGGAAGUUGCCUUCCUUCCCAUAGGAAUAUAUUGUACAAAGGAAGGUCCAGGAGAAGUCACACAGCAGUAGCUUAGGCCAAACCCAAAAUAUACAUUUGAUGUGUACAGAUAUUUAAAGCUCAUUACAAGUAUUGCAAAUAUAAAUAAUGGCAUGAAGAUAUUUCCAGUGACAUAGCUACAACUGAAAGGAAGAGAUGGAAUGUCACCAACAGGAUUUAUCUGUUCUCUCAGGUUAUUUGUACAUAUUUCAUCCCAGUGUGCAGUAUUUUUGUUCCUUAUCCACGCUGUAAUGACCCAAAUAUUCCAAACAGUUUCAGAUAAUCUCAACCAGUGACACAACUUUCACCAACAAAUUCAGAUGAUGACAGCGCAGGGUCAUUUCUUAUCACAACCUGUUCCUUUUACUCCAAAACAAAGUUAAACCCUGUCACCCUUUUUUUUCCAUGGAAAAACGAGACAGCUACACAAAAUAAUGGCAGAGCAGAAUGGCUUUGCUUUGAAACUUUGGGGAAAGCUUGAGAUCUGCAAGUAUUCUGCAGGUUCUCUUAUUAAAAAGUAAGAUUUACAUGGAAUACUGGAGGAGACCGCACAGCACAGGACACCAGCAGUGCAGUCACUGAACACCUCCAUGGAUUUCAUGGAUUAACCACCCACUUCAGAGGCACAGGAAAGGCAGAGCACUUCAACACACUGUUAAAACACGAAUUUUUCUUCUUCCUUUUCAAAAUGCAGAUACAGAAAUUCAGUCUUUAGGUUCUUGUUCUUCCCACCCCAGCAGCAGCAGCAUCAUCCCUACCCCAGCUGGCUCACUGAGUGUUGCUUUUCCAUAACUGUUCUGGUCCAUUGGAAUUAUCACUUUUCCACAACUGAGGAAUUUUUAGGACUGUGUAGCAACACAUGUUGGUCUGUCCAGGGAAAACAAGACUUUGGUCCUCCCAGUUCUCGACUGGUUAAAAUUCCCUCUUUAUUGACACGUAGAGAAUUUGUAUUUUAUUUUAUUUUUGUUUCUCUAUCUAGCACGCACUUACUAAGCCUGGCAUGUUAUACAAGACAAUAUCUUACCGAACCUGAUGAGUUUUACUAUGUUCAUUGAGGUUAACCGUGCUUGGCAUAAAGCAAUUAAAAAAAUAAAGUGAAGGGAAAAAGGACAACACAAGACUAGGAAGACUUAAAGCUAAACAGGGGAAAAUCUGCAAUUUGCCACGUGUCAAAUCCAUUUUGCAGCUCUUACUUUUGCACCCUCUAAGCAGCUGAAGAGCGAGUCAAAAAGCACAGACCAGAAGUAAAAAUAUUUUAAAAUUGUUUCUCUAUCUUCAAGUAUUAAAUAAAUUAUACGAGACUUAUUCUGAGAUAAAUAUUAGGCCAAUGAUCAAUUUCAAAACAAAAUCAAUAGAAACAUCACC